Messenger RNA from Homarus americanus (American lobster), 3926 nucleotides. RefSeq names its product ubiquinone biosynthesis protein COQ9-B, mitochondrial-like. Gene Ontology annotation, molecular function: ubiquitin-protein transferase inhibitor activity; lipid binding. Bases 515 to 2335 code for a protein of 606 amino acids. Lineage: Eukaryota; Metazoa; Arthropoda; Malacostraca; Decapoda; Nephropidae. The transcript is spliced from 2 exons. Gene Ontology annotation, biological process: ubiquinone biosynthetic process. The record is from RefSeq and is a predicted model, not a curated record. Gene Ontology annotation, cellular component: mitochondrial inner membrane; cytoplasm.
UUUUGCGAAACUAGUAUUACAAAUUAAUGAUAAUUUUAAUCUUAUGCGAGUGAUUUUUAUGUAAGACAGACGGCAGCUCGGUCAGGUCACUACCGAAUCCCUAAAUCGUAAAACCUUAACGAAGAUAACCAUUAUAUUUUCAUCAGGUAAUGGAAUCUGACGAUUUUUUUACUCCAUGAUAUUUUUAUUAGAUAGCACUACCAGUUUAUUUAUAUACAUAGAAAUGUUACAAUUAUUCGCUUGGAAAGAAUACAGUAUGGGUUGGUACACCUGGUGGCGAGCGGCGAUGAAUACAAUAACCAAGACUCAUCUUUUCCGCCGACUAUUACAUGUUUCCAGGACCAUUGACUGAAGAGGAAUCUGGAACACAACAGAGAUAGUACCAUUUAUGAAGACAAGAAAGCAGACUCGACCAGAGAUUCCUAGCAAGUCAUAACUGAUAAAUUGCAUGUUUAGACACUAGUUCUGUGGUUACUCACAUUAAGUUUUACUUUAGAACUGAAAAAAAGGAAAUAUGGAUGCAGAGAUUAAUACAGAAACUGCUGAUGUUUCACAAGAAAUACUCCAAGUAGAACUUGGGUCCAUUCUUUGGGAAAAAUUGCGAGAUGGUGAUUAUGAAUCUGCCAUUAAUGAGAUAAGAGAAGACAAGUAUCAACGAUAUCUUAUUCAUAACAGCCUCGACCUUGUACCAAUAAUUACUAAAUUUUUGCAGGAAGACCUUGAUGUUAACGGAGAAAAGUGUGUGGAAGACUUGCUUGUUCAUAUUGCAUCUGUUGCAAAUGCUAAGGAAGCAGUUCUGGUGUUCAUGGAAGAAUUAGACACCCACACUACAGAAAUUCAUUUCCGUGUCAUUUUACACCCAAUUCAGAUAAUAUUACUGCGCCAAGCAUCAAGAAACACUCGCCCAAUAACCUUCUCAUGGGUAUUUAAUGCAAUUUAUUCUCAUGUAGCAGCCAUGAAUUUACCAUCAGGCUAUAAUUUAGAAGGCAAAGAGAGGAAACUUUUAGAUGUUCACCCAGAGGUUCAAGCUAUAUGCAAGGCUUUACGUCUGCUGGUCGACUUCUAUGAAGUGUUUUAUAAAAAAGUAAUAGAUGGAGAACUAAUAUGGACGGGUAAAGUGACCAGUUCAAGAGAAUUUCUUUCCAGGUUUCUUCUUCAACUUUUUCACAAGCCUUUCACAUAUUUGGAUGUGUUCUGUAACAAUGGAGAAGCAGAGAGUUCUUUGUAUCGCACUUGCAAUGAAUUUACAAACAUGAUUGCAAGUCUCUUGUGCAAUACAUUUAAAUUGUUUUCCAGUAUCACAUGGAAUACUUCAAAGACUAUAUUAGCAAAGGAAGAAAAUAAUGAAGAAAAAGAAACUAAACAUACAAGUAUAGAAGAUCCUUUAGAUUUUGAAGAUGGGGGAAGUGAAAAGAAUGAUGAAAUUUCUCAGCUUUCAUUGGCUUCUUUCUUUUACUGUGUCUUGAGUCAAGACAUGGCUAGUGACUAUGUGCCUUGUGUGUACUCUCACCAGUAUGUGUUUCUCAGCUGUUUACCUCUAAUAGCCAAUCUGUUACAGGAAAAAGAGCAUAUACCCAUUCACAAAGGAUUAAGUCUAGCAAAAGCCAUCUUGAAUAAACUUCCAGAAAAGUCCCUUUCAAGUCAGUGUCUGGAAGCAAAAGCACAUUCUUCUUUUCCACAGUUAUUGAUAAGAAUUAUGAUAUAUUGUGAUAACCUUGAACUGCGAACAUCUGCUCUAAACACAUUGCGAUCAUAUCUCCGCAAAUUUGACAGUGUUGGCCGAAGAAAGUUGAUUCAAGCUUUGCUUCUAUCGGUAAAACAUGCCGGGGUUUUGGGCUUAGUUAUUCAUGAACUAAAAGAAAAUAUUGCUUUUUCUCUAAGUCAAGAUACAGUGGACCCAUAUUUUAGUGGAAAUAGUUUAGUAAAACUUGUUCAGAUGGCAUGUUUCCUCCCAGAUGCUGAGGAGACAGACUUACUUGAAUGGAGUGAUUGCAUUAUGGCUGCCCUGAAUCUUCUAAUUUUUGUAUUUAUUCGGGACAAGGAAAACAAAACAGGAAUUAGAGAAGUGUUACCAGUGCUUCAGAAAGGUUAUCUCCAGCAGCUUCAGAGAGGUCUUGACAUAACAAAAGGCCAUUAUGAGCUGAGGUUAAGAGACUUAAACUCGUCCUUAAGCCAAGAAUUCCCCAUGGAUAUGAAAGUGUGUGUUGGUGGCUCUGUUUUGCCCAGUAUGUCACCUGAUCAAGAGAAGAAAAUAAUUGAAACGGCUAUAUGUUCUUUAGAUAUGAUGCAGUGUGUGUUAGCAAGAGUUACGCAGUCCACGGAAAAUACAAUGUGAGUAUGGAAAUAAUACUCAUUGAGGAGAUUUUUAUCGUUUUGGCACAGUAUACUGAUAUAAUUUUUCUUAAUUACCCUGUACUUCAUGCCUGGUUGAGACUCAAAUGUCGUUUCUACUAUAGCCACCACAAUGUAUCAGAAUUUGUGUUAUAAGUCAUACAAUUUGUUACCAUAUGUUUACAUUUUAUUCUGGCAUUUGAAUAUUUGUACAGACAGUAUACAGAUACAGCAAGCUGCUUGUUAACCUUAAUCCAGCUUUUUUUCAAAGCCCUUCUCAGUCAUAUUCCUGAAGGGUAGAAAUGUAAGAUCAUGUAUGGUAAGGACUAUGUUAAUGGGAAUGAAAUGCUGGAGAGUGAGAUUAAGGAUAAUUUAAUUUGCAAAUACUGUAAAUUUGCUGUAGUACAAACUCCACAAAUAAAACUGAAAUAUGGGACUGUGGUGACCCAAGUUUAUUUUUGGUCAAGGUUGAUUCUGAAAUAUGUUGAUGGUAGUUGGCUAAAUUUAGCUUUAGAUUUGAAGGGAGCAAUUAUAUGGUAUGUACUGUACAUCUUCAAUGCUUUUUCAAUUAGACAUGACUGUGUGGGUACGGCUUGAGAAGAACCCAGGAGGCAGGAUGACCUGGUAGGAUUGCUGUUUUCUGGUGUAUUUAAUUGUUUUUAUACAGUACAGGUACACAAACAUAUGUCAAGAUUCUGUACUAGUGUAUGGAGAUUACUGCUGUAUAUAGUAUUGCAGAUGUUUUUCUAAUUCAAUACGUACAGGUAAAUCUGAAUACAGUAUUGUACAAUAAAUAAUUUUUUAGUGUGGCUAUUACUGUACUGAUCUUUUAGUGCAAUUGAUUUGACAGGUCUUCUCUCUACAAGUACAAUCCAGUAUAGUUAGCUCUCAAUACUGUAUUUGUGGCUUCCUGUCUUAUCUGGAUAUAAAAAAAAACCCAGAACACUUGAUAAAAUAGUCACCAAUCAAGGUUGAAAACCAUAGACUUAGUUUGGUAAUAUUGCAAGUGAGUCCUCCCAGGCUUGGUUAUAAAAAUGUGCAUUAAGGAUGAUUGCUCCAUUUCUAGCUUCAAUUUAAUUGUUCUUAUUGUUUCACUGGCCAUAAUAGGCUGUUUAUUUGGUAGUACAGAUGCAAGAUGGAGUGGAGAAACUAUUUUAUAUCCAUUAUAAUUUCAAGAAAUAAUUACUUUACUGUACAGUAUUCCUCAAGAGCCAACAUUUUCUUUGUCACACCCCAUCCAUUGAAGACCAAGCAGUUACAAAGAGUACAUUGCCACUAACCUUUUGAUAAAGAAAAUUGCAUGAACUUAAAGUACAGUCUCUCCUCGACUUACGACAGGGUUCCGUCCCGACGACCAGGUUCUAAGUCGAAUUGGUCUUAAGUCGAAAAGGCGAAAAUAAUACAUAGAAAUUCUAAAAUGGGUGUCUCUUUUUCAUCUCCGCACCACGAGAACUCUCACUUUUACACUUGGCAGCCAUUUUAUAGGGAAUUACUAACGAAAAUUUUGUCGGCACAGUGCGAUCACUAACGUCGGUACAAGAAAAUACAUAAUUUGAAAAAUAUUUUAUGCGACCACGGUGGUCGUAUGUUCGGGU